CAAGGGUAUACCGAGCAUAUAACCCAGACCAUUCCGCUGCUGUGGACUGAACUGCCUUUCUGGCGUACAGAUACCACGAUCAAACAACAAAUUACAGACGCCAAAUGAAGUUGUUCAUCUUCCUCUCCUCCCUCCUUGCCAUCGCCACCGCCGCGCCUCUGGUGGACAGAGCACUCCCUCCCUCGCUCGACCCUUUCUACGAUCCUCCUUCGGGCUGGGAAUCUCAACCAGUCGGCUCGAUCCUGAAGACUCGCUCAGUGGUCACCGCGACGGCUUCCAUCGUUGCCAACUUGGCCAUCGAUGGAACUCAGCUGCUGUAUCGGACCGCUGGCCCUGCUGGCGAGGCUCUCAGUACCGUAGUGACCAUCUUGAGACCGGCAGGGGCCAAGAAAGACAGAUUAUUGGCUUAUACGUUUGCCGAGGAUUCGAAUGCUCGAAAAUGCGCUCCUUCAUACAAUCUGCAAUUUGCCUCCGUGCCGACCAACUUGAUCACCACCGUCGAAAAUUUCCUUGUGCAGGCUGCCCUGGCCCAGGGCUGGACGGUCACCGUACCCGACUAUCAGGGACCCAAUUCGGCGUUCAUCGCCGGUCAGUUGGAAGGACGGGCGGUCUUGGACGGUAUUCGAGCUACUCUCAAGUAUCCCAACUUGAACUUGAACAACCCGAAAAUCGCGGUUUGGGGUUACUCUGGUGGAGCCGCCGCCGCAGGAUGGACCGGAGCUCUUCAGCCCUCCUAUGCGCCCGAGUUGAAUAUGAUUGGGGUAGCCCAAGGUGGCACUCCAGCGUACCUGCCAGGAACCGCCCGCUUCAUUGACGGAACCGCUCUGGCCGGUUUGGCUUUCGGUGCCCUAGCAGGCAUGGGAUCGGCUUAUCCUGCUUUCGAAACCAGGAUCCAAGAACUUCUCACUUCCCAGGGAAAACAGGAAAUCGUCCGCGUACGCGAAAGAUGCGCCACAGACAACAUUUUUGCCUAUGCCGGCCAGAAAAUCCUCGAGACGUAUGUGACCACCGGUACGGCCGCACUUGACGAUCCCAUCAUCAAGCCCAUCCUCGAUCAGCAAACGAUGGGGGCCCCUUCGACGCCUCGGGUCCCAGUCUACGUCUACCACGCUGCCAACGACGAUGUAGUCCCCUACGCCGAUGUGCCCGGCAUGGUGGAUUCCUGGUGCAACGACGGUGCGACGGUAGAAUUCGUCACAGACGUCGCACCGUCAACUAACCAUUUCGCCAUGGAAAUACUCCACUUCCCCGCUGUCCUCGACUGGCUAAAGGGCAGGUUCGACGGAACCAUUAACCCGAGCGGUUGCUCUCGCAAGGAGAUCUCUCAAAGUCUGCUCGGGUCCACCACGCUUGCCGAAUCUGUCGGUGGCAACAGCGCCGCUGCUGCGGUCAACGCCGCCAACGCCGCGUUGCAAGCGAGUCCCCUUGCAUAGCGGCUAUGAUAUCAAUGCAACGCAUGAAGAUGAUGAGCAGAUAUAAUCAGGUUUCAAAUCCCAAUCGAAAUGUAUACGUUUCAAGCUAUGGGUAUUAAGAUUGGUGAUGAAACGCCGAACAAUCCGAAAUAGCCAAUCAUCUACCGUCCAAACGUUCCUUGAGGAUCUCGACCCUCCCCUUGAUCCCGAUUCGCGUCUCC
This is a messenger RNA of Filobasidium floriforme, 1633 nucleotides long. Its product is annotated as secretory lipase-domain-containing protein. Bases 105 to 1433 code for a protein of 442 amino acids. The transcript is spliced from 7 exons. Gene Ontology annotation, biological process: lipid catabolic process. The record is from RefSeq and is a predicted model, not a curated record. Lineage: Eukaryota; Fungi; Basidiomycota; Tremellomycetes; Filobasidiales; Filobasidiaceae. Gene Ontology annotation, molecular function: triacylglycerol lipase activity.